Messenger RNA from Chrysochloris asiatica (Cape golden mole), 1931 nucleotides. It is a transcript of the gene ATF2, whose product is annotated as activating transcription factor 2. Lineage: Eukaryota; Metazoa; Chordata; Mammalia; Afrosoricida; Chrysochloridae. Gene Ontology annotation, biological process: regulation of transcription by RNA polymerase II. Gene Ontology annotation, molecular function: DNA-binding transcription factor activity, RNA polymerase II-specific; cAMP response element binding. The record is from RefSeq and is a predicted model, not a curated record. The coding region runs from base 66 to 1583 and encodes 505 amino acids. The transcript is spliced from 13 exons.
UCAUGGCUCACCAGCUAGAAAGUAUUCUUGCCGUGAAAACGAGGAUGUGAUAAGUUAUUCAACUUAUGAAAUUCAAGUUACGUGUGAAUUCUGCCAGGCAAUACAAGGACCUGUGGAAUAUGAGUGAUGACAAACCCUUUCUAUGCACUGCCCCUGGAUGUGGCCAGCGUUUUACCAACGAGGAUCAUUUGGCUGUCCAUAAACAUAAACAUGAGAUGACACUGAAAUUUGGUCCAGCACGUAAUGACAGUGUCAUUGUGGCUGAUCAGACCCCAACACCAACAAGAUUCUUGAAAAACUGUGAAGAAGUGGGUUUGUUUAAUGAGUUGGCAAGUCCAUUUGAGAAUGAAUUCAAGAAAGCAUCAGAAGAUGACAUUAAAAAAAUGCCUCUAGAUUUAUCCCCACUUGCCACACCCAUCAUAAGAAACAAAAUUGAGGAGCCUUCUGUUGUUGAAACAACUCACCAGGAUAGUCCUUUACCUCACCCUGAGUCCACUACCAGUGAUGAAAAGGAAGUACCAUUGGCACAAACUGCACAGCCCACAUCAGCUAUUGUCCGGCCAGCAUCAUUACAGGUCCCCAAUGUGCUGCUUACAAGUUCUGAUUCCAGUGUAAUUAUUCAGCAGGCAGUACCCUCACCAACCUCAAGUACUGUAAUCACCCAGGCACCAUCCUCCAAUAGGCCAAUUGUCCCUGUACCGGGCCCAUUUCCUCUUCUGUUACAUCUUCCAAAUGGACAAACCAUGCCUGUUGCUAUCCCUGCAUCAAUUACAAGUUCUAAUGUGCAUGUACCUGCCGCAGUUCCACUUGUUCGACCAGUCACCAUGGUGCCUAGUGUUCCAGGAAUCCCAGGCCCUUCCUCCCCUCAACCAGUUCAAUCAGAAGCAAAAAUGAGAUUGAAAGCUGCUUUGACCCAGCAACAUCCUCCAGUUACCAAUGGAGAUACUGUCAAGGGUCAUGGUAGCGGGUUGGUUAGGACUCAAUCAGAGGAAUCCCGACCACAAUCAUUGCAGCAACCAGCCACAUCUACUACAGAAACUCCGGCUUCUCCAGCUCACACAACUCCACAGACCCAGAAUACAAGUGGCCGUCGAAGAAGAGCAGCUAAUGAAGAUCCUGAUGAGAAAAGGAGGAAGUUUUUAGAGAGAAAUCGAGCAGCAGCUUCAAGAUGCCGACAAAAAAGAAAAGUCUGGGUUCAGUCUUUAGAAAAGAAAGCAGAAGACUUGAGUUCAUUAAAUGGUCAACUGCAGAGUGAAGUCACCCUGCUGAGAAAUGAAGUGGCACAGCUGAAACAGCUUCUUCUGGCUCAUAAAGAUUGCCCUGUAACCGCCAUGCAGAAGAAAUCUGGCUACCCUACUGCUGAUAAAGAUGACAGUUCCGAAGACCUUUCUGUGCCGAGUAGUCCACAUGCUGAAGCUAUCCAGCAUAGUUCUGUCAGCACAUCUAAUGGGGUCAGUUCAACAUCCAAGGCAGAAGCUGUGGCAACUUCAGUUCUCACCCAGAUGGCGGACCAGAGUACAGAGCCUGCGCUUUCACAGCUUGUCCUGGCUCCUCCUUCCCAGUCCCAGCCCUCAGGAAGCUGAUUAGAAAACUUCAGCGCAUCCGCUUUAGAUUCUCAUUGGUGACUUCGAAGGGAAAUCAAAGAAAGACCAGUUUCCAUUUAUGUGAAAUCUGUGCUUGUAAAAAAAAUUUUUUUUUUUUUACUUGAAAUUAAAUUCGGCUCUAAAGUUGAUGUAGCAACUGAGUUGAUGCUCAGACUGAACAACAGAUUUUUAAUUUUAGUCUCUGGAAAAAGACUGGUUUUGCUUUUUUUUAUAAAUAUUGUUAGAUUUAUUAAUUUUUCUGUGCUCAAUGUGUAAAUUGUAUUAUAAUUCAUUGUGGUUUGUUUCACUUUUAAUUUGGUGGCAUUUUAAUAAAUGGGGGUGUUACUG